Prunus armeniaca (apricot) is the source of this 1029-nucleotide messenger RNA. NCBI's taxonomy places the organism in Eukaryota, Viridiplantae, Streptophyta, Magnoliopsida, Rosales, Rosaceae. The record is from the annotation of a GenBank genome assembly.
AUGAGCCCCAACUCUCGUGCCAAUUUUGUCCAUGUCCAUCUUGAAGAAAUCCGUCUGAUUGCGAUCCAAGCCGUACAGAACAUAGGCGGUCUCAGGCCACUGAGACUCUACUCGGCAACUGUCGACGGAACCUGGACAAGUAGUAGUUUGUGCCCGGAAAGGGUCUUCUUGACUCACAUCCCUCUCCUCACUUGGCGCACUCCAGAAGACGCCACCGCUGCAAUUAUCCAAUUCCGCCUGAAUUUGGCCUUAAACAGCAGCACCAGCCACCACCAAUUCUGUUUUCUAGAAAACGAAGCCGCUGCCGGCGACAGUGAAGCACAAACAGCAGUUUAUGACCGUGAUUUAUUAGGCACAAACAGCAGCUUUUGGUCCACUUACAUUGAUUUUGCUGGAAAGGAUGUGGAGUUUUCUAAUGUUUGUAUUUUGUGUUUGACUUUUCGAUGCGGAUUUACCGUUACUGCCGUUGCGCGGCGAAUCUAUAUUGAAGAAGACGCCACCGCUGCAAUUAUCCAAUUCCGCCUGAAUUUGGCCUUAAACAGCAGCACCAGCCACCACCAAUUCUGUUUUCUCGAAAACGGAGCCGCUGCCGGCGACGGUGGAGCACCCAGUUACAUCCCGGAUCUCAAUGUCUCGCCGCCUGAUGAGACGGCCCCGGCGAAGGAGUUCGUCGGAGUAAUCAAGAGCCAGAACAUCUCCCGGCUGACUGAUUAUGUGGUUCGGUACCUGGGUGAGCACGGGAGUGAGGAGGAGGUAGCGGAGUACAGGAAGAUUCUGAGUACCAAAAGUGAAGCCGAAAUCGGAAACCUGGAUUCGAUUCGGAUCUGGAAUAUUCUCACCCUGGAAGCCGAAAUUCAGAACGCGCUCAUAGCGAAAGGCCUCGUGGAGACCCCAAUGCGCUUCGACGACCUUGAGUUCCCGCCGCCGCAGGAGCUGCUUCCAAUUCCUGAAAAAGGCAGGAAGGGCGCCAAGAAGGCCCGGUACUGUGGGGUUUUUGGUAUGGAUGAGGCCAAAUCACCAAAUUCCUGA